Pseudogymnoascus destructans is the source of this 375-nucleotide messenger RNA. RefSeq lists its product as uncharacterized. The coding region runs from base 1 to 375 and encodes 124 amino acids. Lineage: Eukaryota; Fungi; Ascomycota; Leotiomycetes; Thelebolales; Thelebolaceae. The transcript has 2 exons. The record is from RefSeq and is a predicted model, not a curated record.
AUGAGGUGCGUGUUUUAUUCCACGGACUUCUACGCCAACGAGAUCGUUCAAGUCAAGAACCCAAGUCUUCGUAACGGCCGUUUCAUCCUGGGGCAUAUGCUAGCAGGCGAGAUAAACAAUCAUGCCGGCAACCUUGAAGCAGGAAUUAUGGGAUACGAGGAGCAAAUGCGUCCUGUGAUCGCGAAGCUGCAAAAGGCGCCGCCACUGAUCCGUACAAUUCUUGCACCGCAGACAGCAUGGGGGCUGUGGGUGCGGAACCGAAUUUUUGCUUUCGUUGCGUGGAGUAGAAUAUUGAAGUUUACGCAGAAGUACUUUGCGAGUGCCUUCGCUAGUUCGGAUAAGUUUGGGCUUCCCGAGUAUGAGUGGGUGACGUGA